CAGUCACAGACACCCCCGAUACACAAGGAACCUGGACUCUGUCAGGGCUGCAGGCAGGAACACUAUACCAGAUCAGGUACAGAUCAGUCAGUGCUGUUGGAGUGAGUGAGGCCAGUGAAGCCAUUGAGAUUCAGACCAAACCCAACCCAAGAGGUCCUGAAGAGCUUUCAAUUAAAAGAGUCGGGCUCCAGGCAGUUCAAGUCACUUGGAAGGAACCAGCUUCCGAAGAGGAAAGGCGGAGUGUACUUCGCUACAGAGUAGAAUAUAAAAACGACAGAUGGGAGGAGUGGGUGGCAAAGCUGUCAAAGCCUGGGGAGUGUGUCUGCACUUUAGUGGGACUAAAGUACUCCAACCUGUACAGAGUCAGAGUGUCCGCCGUCUUCACAGAGGCUGAAACAAGUGCAACCAGUCAAGAGGCUGAGGUCCCGCCUAUGCAAGGUUCCUGCGUGAGGAUGUCUGAGCUCAGCGAGGAGAUGGUUGCAGAGCUGCUGUCUCUGAAGAAGAGGAAUCUCAUUAAGAACCCCCAUGGAGCAGAGCAGUUUGAAGGCUGGGAGAUCACAAAGAAUGGUGGCUGUCAGUGGCGUGUGGAGGAGCUCCCAGGGGAUUGUGGGAAGGAAUUCCCAGACAAGACGGUCCAAAGCUACUUUGCUACGUCCUUUGCGCUAUGUCUAAAGAAGCAGGUGCUGGACCUGCGAGCUGAGGGCUACUCCGAGGAGCUGCUGGACACAGUGCAGCCCAAGAUCACUGUGCAAGACUGGUAUGCGGGGCGCUUAGACUGCGGCUGCAUUUACCAGCUGUGUGUGUCUCUGCUCAACGAGAGCCAGGAGACGGUCCAGGAGUUCAAACCAGACCCUGUGAGCUUGGAGCCGGAGAACUCGGACUGCAGCUGGAGCCAGGUGACACACACCUUCGAGGGUUACGGCCCUGGAGUUCGCUUUGUUAGUUUUGAACACGGAGGUCAGGACUCCAAGUACUGGAAGGGCUGGUUCGGGGUUCGAGUCACAAACAGCUCAGUGGAAGUGCAGCCAUGAGGGGGCGCCAGCGCACCCUGGAACUCUACAAUACAUACCUGUCUAUCUAUCUAUCUAUCUAUCUAUCUAUCUAUCUAUCUAUCUAUCUAUCUAUUUAUCUAUCUAUCUAUCUAUCUAUCCAUCUAUCUAUCUAUCUAUAUAUCUAUGUAUCUAUCUAGCUAGCUAUCUAUCUGUCUAUAUCUAUAUACAGAUAUGACUGUCGCCUUGUUCUUGAUCAGACAUCACUCUGCUGAGCUUCUGCAAUAGGGAGGGUUUAACCCUCCACUCCUUCUCUGGGUCUUGCUUCAACCAGGAAGAAAUAUCUAUUUAAAUCUGCUUUGAGCAUCACUGCAAUCUAUCGCCGGCUGCAUUUCAUAUCAAUGUAAUCCACUGUUGCUGUUAACUAUAGCCAGGACC
This is a messenger RNA of Acipenser ruthenus (sterlet), 1427 nucleotides long. Its product is annotated as F-box only protein 2-like. NCBI's taxonomy places the organism in Eukaryota, Metazoa, Chordata, Actinopteri, Acipenseriformes, Acipenseridae. Gene Ontology annotation, biological process: SCF-dependent proteasomal ubiquitin-dependent protein catabolic process; glycoprotein catabolic process. Bases 432 to 1031 code for a protein of 199 amino acids. Gene Ontology annotation, molecular function: ubiquitin protein ligase activity. The transcript is spliced from 6 exons. The record is from RefSeq and is a predicted model, not a curated record. Gene Ontology annotation, cellular component: SCF ubiquitin ligase complex; cytoplasm.